This is a messenger RNA of Gamsiella multidivaricata, 450 nucleotides long. RefSeq lists its product as uncharacterized. The transcript is spliced from 2 exons. The record is from RefSeq and is a predicted model, not a curated record. Bases 1 to 450 code for a protein of 149 amino acids. NCBI's taxonomy places the organism in Eukaryota, Fungi, Mortierellomycota, Mortierellomycetes, Mortierellales, Mortierellaceae. Gene Ontology annotation, biological process: sterol transport. Gene Ontology annotation, molecular function: sterol binding.
AUGAGGUUCACUGCCAUUGCUGCCCUUCUCCUCGCUGCCGUCGCAAGCGCACAGUCUCCUAUUCUCACGAACUGCGCACCUGGUACCACGGAAAUGACGGUGACAAGCGUCUCCUUGAGCCCCUACCCUCUGUGUACCAACAAAAAUGUCUGUAUCACUGCCACCGGAACACUCAGCACCUCUAUCGUUGCCGGCGCCAGUUUGUCGAUCUCUGGUAGAUAUUUGGGACGCGUCGUCUACACCGAUAAUCAGGACCUGUGUAAUCUCCUUUACGUUCAGGGACAUCCCUGCCCUGUUCCCAUCACCGUCACCAGCCUUACUGUCUGUGUUCUCGUCAAGCCCACUGCCCCUACUAGCAUUCCCGUUGUGCUGACUAUCAAGGCCAUCAACGGCAACGGCAAUGUGCUCUUCUGCGUGACCGGCACAAUUACUGCCCAGAACUGCCCUUAA